AUGGUGCGCAUCUCGGCGACAUCACUCGCUUCGUUGGCGUGCAUCGCCUCCGCUGCCGUGAGCGGCGCUUCGGCCAAGACCAGCCUCUACCUUUCGCCCGCCACGACGCCCGAUGCGCGCGUCGACAUCGAUGCCAACCAGGCGCAUCGCAUCCUCUCACACCACAUGCACGUCGAGCAGCAUGCGCACGACCAUGCGUCGUACCAGGAUGCAAAGGAUGUGUGGCAGAUGCUCGAUAUGGGCGCGGCACACGCCAAGGUCGACAACCGCGCUGGCGUCGAGCGCCUCUUUGACGGACACAAGGACGAGCACAACCGUCUCCUCGUGCUCAUGCACGGCACUGCACACCAGGACGUGAUUCCUGCCAGUGUCGGUGCGACGCACAGCAUCGAGGGUGCGCCGAGCUCCACCUCGUUCGAUGCGCUCUUCGACAGCUACCUCGGCAGCGUCUCGAACACGCUCAAGUCGUCCGAGUCGGCCUUCUCGCACCUCGCAGGCACCUUCCUCGACGGCUUUACCGCCAGCAUCGACUGGCUCACUUCGCACGCCGACACGGCCGCCACACGCUGGUCGCACCACGCCGCGGCGUUCGGCUCGGACGCGUUUGCCAAGCUCGAGCACGAGCUGCGAGCCGCCGAGGCGCUCGUGGCCAAGAUGCAGGCGACGCGCGCCAACGACUCGGCCGACGAGCUCUCGAUGCAGCCGCUGCGAUUCUCGGCGCUCGGCGACGUCGAAGCUACCUACGGCACGCAGAGCGUCGAGUUGGCGCGCGCCAAGCAGCUGGUGCGCGAGGCGAUCGAGCGUGUCACUGCGCUCUUCCAGGCACGAUCCGAAGAGCACGGCCGUGUGCCUUCGAUCGCCUUUGUCGUCACCGAUACCGACACGGAGCAGCAGCUGGUGAAGCGCUCCGGCUCGGACCUGUUGGCGCCGUUCCUGGCGCGCACCUCGGAGCUGUCCCACGGUGCGGCUCUGCGUCCGAGCGACGUGCUUGCGUCGACGGCUAAAAAGUCGAAACCGUCGCCGCUGCCCAAGGACCUCGCCGGUACGUGCUUCGGCUCGCAGUCGGAGCUCGAAAAGGCCACCAACAGCUGCUCGGGCCACGGCAAGGGCGUCAAGUCGUCCAAGGGCGGCCGUGCGUGCUGGCGCUGCAAGUGCACGCCCACCGAGGUGCGCAAGGGCAAAAAGACCUACUGGGCCGGCGCGGCGUGCGAGAAGAAGGACGUCUCGGCAGAGUUCAUGCUGCUGGCCUCGAGCGUGGUGUUGCUCGUGCUGGUCAGCGCUGGCAGCGUCUACUUUUUGUUGGCCCAGGGCUCCCAGGAACUCCCCGGCACCUUGGCCAGCGUUACCAUCAGCCUCAAGUAA
Messenger RNA from Moesziomyces antarcticus, 1362 nucleotides. RefSeq lists its product as uncharacterized. Bases 1 to 1362 code for a protein of 453 amino acids. The record is from RefSeq and is a predicted model, not a curated record. Lineage: Eukaryota; Fungi; Basidiomycota; Ustilaginomycetes; Ustilaginales; Ustilaginaceae. The transcript is spliced from 2 exons. Gene Ontology annotation, cellular component: endoplasmic reticulum.